Molecule: messenger RNA, 2071 nt
Organism: Cuscuta campestris
Lineage: Eukaryota; Viridiplantae; Streptophyta; Magnoliopsida; Solanales; Convolvulaceae
Source: the annotation of a GenBank genome assembly
AAAGCUAAGGAACAAAAUAUAGAGCUGCCUAGGUUUGUUGGUUUGAAAUAUCAUCCACCCUUCAAAGAAGUUCAGGGAGAACAUUUAGUUAAUGAUUCAGACUGGAAUAAAAUGGUUGAGGAAUGGGGGAGUGUGUCUUCCACUUACAUUCCUAUAUAUGUUGUUGAACUGCUGGAGCCCAGUGCAUUGCAAAUGAUAACAGUGGCUGUUGAUUCUAGUUUCCAGAAUGGUCAUGAGUCGACUAUAACUUCAAUUGAGCAAUGGGCUGACAGCUUGCUUGUAACUCCAUUUCUCCAAGAAUUGAAAGGUCUAGAAGCAUAUGAUCUUCCUAGUCUGUGCAAGCCCCAGAUUACUCCCCUAGAUCUGUUCUUUAAAGAAGUUAUGCCUCCCAAUGAAAGUGAUGGUGCUGAUGAAAAGGAAUGCAUUGAAGAUGAUGAUGAAGGAAGCCAGUUUGAUGGUGAUGAGGAAGAGUGCUCAAGUAGUGUGGAUGUGUCUCUGGAUGAAGAGUCACAGACAGAUGAGGAAUUGGAUGUUGAUGCUGAUACUAAUAAUAGAAUGAAGUUGGGUCAUGUGGAAGAGGAUGAAGAUGGGAGUGGAGUCAUUAAAGAGCACCACAAAAGGGCAGGAGCAUCUUGGGUUGCAACCCAUUUGCUUGAAGACUUUAGAAGCAAUAGGGAGAUGAAUGCUACCACUGUGAAAAAGCUAAUAUUUAAAAGGUUCAAUACUUACAUUCCAAAUUACACUUGCUGGAGAGGCCUAAAAUUGAUGAGGCAAAUUGUGGAAGGGAGGCAUGAGGAUGGCUACAAGCUUUUACCCCAAUACAUGGAGGUGUUUAGAGGUAGAAAUCCAGAUUCUGAGUGCUUCAUAAGGCCAUUGAUUGGUAUUGAUGCAUGUCAUUUGAAGGGCCCAUACCAAGGAAUUCUAUUGACAACAAUGGGUUUAGAUGGAAAUAAUGGACAGUUUCCCUUGGCUUAUGGUGUAGCUGAUACUGAGGAUGAAACAGAGUGGGGUUUUUUCCUUCAUGGGUUAGCAGAGGGGCUAGGGUGCAGUCAAGAUGCUUCUAGUCCACUCCAGGUACUUAUUUUUCUUAACAAAUCUGUAAUAUGCCAUAAUAAAGGGCUCAGCACUGUUAUGCCAAGAGCUUCAAGGAGGAUAUGUGUUUUACAUUUCUAUAAAAACUUUGCUUCCAAAUUUCCAGGUGCAUGGUUCCAUUCAUUUUUCUAUAUAGUUGCAAAUACCUUCUCAGAGUAUGUGUUCAAGAAAGGUAUGGAGAAGAUAAAGGAGGAAGAUAGUGAAGCUUAUGAUUGGCUUGAGACAAAUGAGCCAAAGACCCAUUGGGCAAGGCACAAAUUUUCUGCAGCCUUGAAGUGUGAUGAUAACACAAACAAUUUUGUGGAAUCAUUCAACAAGGCUAUUGUAGCACACAAAGCAAAGCCUACCCCACAGAUGUUGGAGGAAAUCAGAAAAUUGGUAGGUUCAAGGUUUGAAAAAAGGUUUUCAAUGGGAAGGAGUUGGUCCACUAAAGUCACCCCUUAUGUAGACAAGAAACUUAGGGCCUUAGCAAUGGAUUCUAGGGUCUGUUCUGAAGUGAUAGCAGCAGGCAGAGGUGAGUUUGAUGUUCUUGAUGGGAACACCAAUUUUACAAAUUACAAGAGACUGUAUGAUGCCAUAAUACACCCUAUUCCAGACCCAUGUAUGUGGGGGACAAGCACACUGUCAGAACUAGACCCACCAAAAACCAUGAAAAAGAAAGGUAGACCCAAGAAACACAAGAGAAGAGAUGGCAUUGAUGACGUGAUUGCAAAGAAGAAUGGGCAAGCUCAUGGAACAAAGCGUUGCAGCAAGUGUAAACAGUUGGGCCACAACCAUAGGACGUGUGGCCAAAGUAGAGAUCCUAAUGGGAAAUUAAUGAAGAAGUACAGCAGAAAGAAGAAGAAAGCUUGUGAGCUUGAUAAAAAUAGCUUAGAUCAUGUCUGAAGUAAUGAAGAUGUAAUAUGUUUUUUGUAUUCAAUAUGUUAUCAACCAAUGUAAAUGGUACUUAUAUAGUGGUGUAUAAAGCUUUUGUUUUUUG